AAUUUUUAUUAUUAUUAUUUUGUUUCAAUUACGCCAGACCAACACGGCUACCUACCUGUAACUGUUAUUAGUAUUAGUAUUAGUAUUAGUAUUAUAGUGACCUGAUGCAAAAAUUUAAAAAACUCACACAGCUUGGUUUUCCAGUUUUAAUCCCAAUCUGUCUACAAACAAUAUAAUGAUAGGUUAAAUUAGUUACUUAUAAAGCAACUAUGUAAUAUAUAGUAUUUUAGAAAUAAUAUAUUCGCUGGUUGGUAACAGCUCCAGUGAUGUGAGAUUUUUCUACAAUCGAGCAGUAUAUAAAUUUUAUGAAAUAAAUAAAUAUUUUAUUUCCAGGGAUAGAAUCCAGUGACUGUAUAUUCCUUUCUGUUUUAUGGGUUAAACUGGUUGGUGGUCAAAUAACAAUGCUGAAAAGGUAAUGAUUGGUAUUAGAGCUCCCUCUGUGGGGUUUAUAUGUAAUUGCUUAGUAGCUUGUUUAUCAAUGUAGAUGUGUUCUAGAUAUUAAUAUUUGCUAUUCUGGUUAUUAUUAGCUAGUGUCAUUAAUUCUGAAUGUCUUAAAAGUAGUGCAAAUCCGAAGAAAGAUAACUGAGUUUCUUAACGCUAAUGAAGUAUGUUAAAUUGAUAACUUUGAUAGCAUGCAACACAGGUUGACUUUCAUAGUACUAAUUGUAAGAGAUUUAUUUUGUGAUUUUGGACUUUCACUUUAAGGUGUAUCCAAGUAGGAAAAUUUAAGGAUAUGUAGCUUUAAAAGGGUAGCCAAUGGAGAAGUUGUUUAUGUAGUAACAUGCACUAACUAUGGGUUGCUGACUGAGCCAAAAUGGGUAGGGGACCUUAGAGGAAAUGAAUAGGAAUAGGGGUGAAAUUUGAUUCAUUACACAUUUAAAGUUGAAUUUAUCAAUUAGACACUUUCCAAAGCAAUGUGAGAACCGAAACACAGCCAUCUUUCAAAAUUCUCACUUACCCGAAUUCUGUGAUGCAGUUCUCCAACCAUGUUUACAAAAAUAUUAGGAGAGCUUGCUUGCAUAAAUGUGUGCAUUGGUCAGACCUGCAGACAAAAAUGUGUUUACUAUGAGAAAUUCACACUAAAAUACUGAAGAAUUUCCAUGAGGGUUUUUUAUAAUGAAAUCGACAAACCACUGCAGAAAUGCAGAAAUGUGGAGAACUGAAUUUAAGAAUGGAAAAAUGAGAAACAGAUCCUUCCAACCCUAGAAAUGAAUAUGUGCAAAUGGGCAUUCAGAUUCUGGCUACUUGAGGGUGGCUACAUCAGGAUAUUGGAGCCAAACAUAUUAGCCCCAUGGCUUCUAUUGGCGUCUGGACUUCUGGUAACUUAACUAGGGAACCCUAGGUUGGAAACAGCACCAGCCACACCUGAGACCAUUUAUAAGUGAUGUUUCUAAAAAUCUUAAGCAAUAAUAACUCCGGCUCACUCCAUAGCUGCCAAGUUUUCACUUUUCUCGCGAGGAAGCCUAUUCAGCAUAAGGGAAAAUCCCUGUAAAAAAGGGAUAACUUGGCAGCUAUGGGCUCGCUCUGAAGCACUAUAUUUCAAACCUAAGUAAUUGGAAUUACCCUGUGUCACAUAGGAACAGACACGUGAGUGAAUUCUUAACACUAUUAUCUGGCUUGGUGCUUGUGAAGGGUGGAUCUUUUACACACACAAAAGAUAGUGAUUUAACCUCUUAUUUGCUCUCGGGAUCUUCUCAAACACCUGUGAUUUUUGAUACCGAAUUGUUUAAUAUUCAGAGCUUUGCUGCAUACUUACUGUUUUGAUUAUUUUUUACCACAUUUCUUCAUCUAGAAAAGUAACACAGAAGCAUUAGAGCUCCACUUUAUAUAGGAUAAAACAUUGCUAUCAGUGAUAGACAUCUUUAGAGAAGAUCAAACCUAUCCAUUCUGAAGGAAAUCAGCCCCAAGUGCUCACUGGAAGGACAGAUCCUGAAGCUAAGGCUCCAACUUUGGCCACCUCAUGAGAAGAGAAGACUCCCUGGAAAAGACCCUGAUGUAGGGAAAGAUUGAGGGCACAAGGAGAAGGGGGUGACAGAGGACAAGAUGGUUGGAUAGUGUUCUCGAAGCCAUCAACAUGAGUCUGACCAAACUGCGGGAGGCAGUGGAAGACAGGAGUGCCUGGUGUGCUCUGGUCCAUGGAGUCGGACACGACUAAACAACUAAACAACAGCAACAACAAAUUGGUCAAUUCUACUAAGCAUUACUGUACUUAGGAUUCCUGUUGCUAGUAAUUACUGUAGUGUCUUGUCACAAUGACAGUCAGAUGUAAAAAUCAAUACUGUACUGUAAAAAAAAAGGUCAUUCAUAUGAGGUAUAAUAAAUGAUUACUGUUGGAAAUCUUUUUUAAAAAAACAGGAAGUUUUCUGUGCCAUAAGUUCAUUAGUAACAAUAAAUACCAAGCUUGAUCAUUUCAGCUUAUUAUUAUUAUACUAAAUAUAAGAAAAAUCAACAUGCUAAAUUAGAUCACUCUAGCACAGAGGUAACCAAUGUGGUGCCCUCCAGAUGUUUUGUUGGACUACAACUCCCAUCAUCCCUGACCAUUGACCAUAAUGGAUGCGGGUAAUGGGACUUGUAGUCCAACAACACCUGAAGGGCACCCCAUUCACUACCCUUGCUCCAUGGAAUUCCCCAGUGCAAACUGAAAAUUAUUGAAAACAUUUACAGAAAAAGUUUAUUUCUCUAGGCCUUAAUUUUUCAACAUUUCUCAUAAAUUCCUAGUGUGUAAUAAAAUAUAUUCUGUACCUAUCAUUCUUUUUGGGUAAAAGGCCCCAGUCCAGCACUUUUAAAAGAGAAAACAAAAGACCUGCUUCUCUUGACCUCCUGGUCCACUCUAACUGCAAACUUGGCAUAAGAACACCUCUGAGAGGAUUCUGCUGGCAUUAAAAAGAGAGUUCUGAAACAUCGUACAAGGAAUGAAUCUUUACAACCACCAGGGAUGAGGAAGAACAUCUUUGUACAAGUUAUACUCCAAGCAGGAUAUUUUGCCCUCAUGAGUGUGAUUUCAAAAGAAAUCAAUGAAGAUAACAGCCGUGCAUUUGAGAACGGAAGUCAGCUGUAAUCUAAGAAGAAGGGUUACAAAAAUAGCACAUAACUGGGCAUUGCAGCAUUAGAGCAGCUAGUCAGCAUCUGAUCGUGUCUCUAGGGUUGUUGGUUGGAGUAAAAGGGUGAGAGGGUAGAGCCAAAGGAGAAAUUGUGAUCUUUAAAAUCAGUAAUUACUCUGAACUUGUGUGGCAUCUGCUGCUAUAAAUAGUGUUUAAUCCAAGGGUGGAAUUACUUUUGACAGCAAUCAGAAAUUAUAGUACUUAAGUUAAAUCUUUCCUCUUUUUAGUCCAGUUUUUAUCUCUGUGCAGUACUGCAUGCGGUUUGAAAACAUUUUAAGGUAUUUGACCAGGUUAAAUAAAACAUCAGGAAAAAUGACAUUUUAUUCACACGUUCGUUUUACAAGUCCCUCAGAAUUCAUUGCUCACCCAGGGGUGAUUGACUCUUUUUAGACUUAGGGACAGAACCUAAAUCUUGUGGGGAAAUUCGCACCAUGCCUCUUCUUCUCCCUACCCCCCACCACUCUGCAUGCUUCUUUCAUGGUAUACUUAGGGCUACAAGCUGAGCUGGUCCUGUUUGCAAUUUUUAUUUCAGAUCAGUAUUACAAAAUUAUUGGUAUGUUUUAAACAGAUUGUGUAUAUGUAUAUAGUUUUAAUUCUAUCAAUGUUUAAUUGUAUUUCAAUGAUGGAUUUCUCUACAUUUUAGCAGUUCUUGUAUUUAUCUGUAAGCCGCCUUGAGUCCUGUCAGAGAAAAAGGCAAGGUAUAAAUACAUAAAUAACAACAACAACAACAACAACAACAACAACAACAACAACAACAACAACAAUAUUCUCUUUAUUGUUAAAUCAUACACCUUAAAAGAUGUCUAUAGAAUUACAAGCCCAGAAGAUGGGGAGAUUCAUCCUGAGAUCUGUAGACUAUUUAUCCAGUUGCAGUGUUGCUUAGAAAUGUAUACGACAGAGAUGCUAAAAUCCAUAUGCCUACUAGGAUCACUUCAACUUCAUCGAAAAGGGAUAGAGACUUGUGCAGCACCCAAGAUCAUAGACAGUAAAGUAGAGGAGAGUUCAGAAGUCCCUAUUUUAGAAGACAAAUCAUCUUCACUAACAGACAUCCAACAACAUUUAUGGCAGGUUUCCACAGAUAUUGAAAAUACUGAAAGGGAUAUGAGAGAAAUGAAAAACCUUUUAAGCAAACUCAGGGAGACUAUGCCUUUGCCACUGAAAAAUCAAGAUGACAGCAGCCUCCUAAACUUGACUUCAACUCCUUAUCCAUUAGUGCGAAGACGGAAGCGGAGGUUCUUCGGAUUGUGCUGUCUUGUCUCGAGCUAGAUGAUCCAGUACAGAUAUGCACAGAUGACCACAGCCAAUACAAUUUGACCUUUAGCAGGAUAAACCUUAAUGCUCUAAGUCAGGCAUAGGCAACCUUGGCUCUCCGGAUGUUUUGGAUCUACAACUCCCAUGAUCCCUAGCUAACAGGGCCAGUGGUCAGGGAUCAUGGGAGUUGUAGUUCCAAAACAUCUGGAGAGCCAAGGUUGCCUAUGCCCGCUCUAAGUGGUAGUGUGUGUUUUCUACACGACUAAUUAUUUCUUCCCUCCUUUUCAAGAGUUUUACAAUUUGUUGCUGAUAAGAACCAAAUCAGGAAACCGAUUUAACAUUAUGAAGAAUAUUUUUAACUUUUUUUAAUGGCAUACUGCAUGCCUGAUUUAAACCAUUCUAUGAUUAGAUGCAAAUAUUAUAAUUAUGAAAUAAAACAUUCAGAUUUUUUAUUUCGUGUACAAACCACCACAGCCAAUUGUGUACAGUACAAUAGUAGGACUGUAGCUCUUGCUAGUAUGAUGUUAAACUAUUUGAACAUAUUCUAUUAAGCAAUCCUAAUCCAUAGAAAACUAUUUAGAACAGCAAAACUGUGCUUAAGUUCUAAAAAGCUAAAAUAAAAAGAGCCAAUAUCAUAAGAGAACUUGCACAAACUCUCCUAUUGCUUUUUAUGCUCUCAUUCAUAUUUAGUCUUCCACUCUAUAUCUCAACUUAAUGAAGAUCUUCAUAAUACAAUAUCUUAAUUUCUAUUACACAAGCAACAUAACAUCUAUAUGUUGAUCCUGUAAAUAUGAGAUAGUUAUAUCUACAUAUGUACAAUGCAUAGAAAUAGCUAAUUUACUUUUUAAACCCCCCACAAAUGUAUCUAUUUCAGCUUUGGGAAGAAAGGCUAAAAAUUUAAAAGAUGGUGUAGGAAACUAUAAAAUCCACAGAUGUAAAGCAAAUUAUCCUAUUUUGUCUCCAUUAAAGGUUGAAGCAUGGUGUCUGAACAUCAAUUUAGUGUUACUGCUUUUAGGGCAUGCCAGAAGUAGCUCUAACUGUAAAAUAUUAAACAUUUUACAUUGUUAAUAAAUAUUUUUUAGUUAAACUAAAACAUGUCUUUUGGGUAAUAAUUGUACGGCUAAAUACCAUGUAUGGUUGCCUCUACCCAUCUUGCCUGCUCUGUUUAGAAGAAUUUGAAACAUUGGUCUCAUUCACGUGUAAUACUAAACCAUGGGUUACCACUACGGCACAAGUUAGAAUGAGUCUGACCAAAGCCUCGGACUUGCAAAUUCCAUGUUCCCACACGUCUGGGGUAAGGAUUUCUGCCAUGUUUACUUUCAAUUUCCAUAAAUCCUGUCCUAUUGUUAUGUACAAACUGGCGUGUGUUUGUGGUCUAAAAUAAACUCUUCUAAGUUUCAAAAGUAGCAAAUUCAACCCAUGGAUUAUGAAGCUGGUUUCUCAGUUUGUUUAAAAAUGACCAUCUCUGGAGCAUGAAU
This is a messenger RNA of Zootoca vivipara (common lizard), 5830 nucleotides long. The record is from RefSeq and is a predicted model, not a curated record. NCBI's taxonomy places the organism in Eukaryota, Metazoa, Chordata, Lepidosauria, Squamata, Lacertidae.